AUGGGGUUUUUACAAAUUCUUCAAGAAUGUCGAGCCGAAGGACUAUGGCCAAUUGGGCCAUCUUGUAAUAAGAGAAUGUGCCAGGAGGCUCGCCACGUCAGCUUCUAAAUAAUCAACACUAUUUGGAGCAUCAAGAGCCCCCGCGUCAAGCAAUUUUCAACGCAACUCUCCAAAUUCAACAGGAAAUCAAAAACAACGAAAACGGCGGCAUGAUGGCCCCCAGUACUGAGGUUAAUUCGGAGAAAUUUGAAUUAGAAGGAUCCCGAUACGGUUGUCGAGGCUCAACGUCGUGGAAGCUUCUCGAAGAAAAAGAACGCAAAUGGGUGGAAUAAGGUCGAACUUGUCGAUCAGUGUGAAAUUCACAGGAAAUUCGUCAAACCGCUGUCUCCGACGUGUUUUGAGGACAAUUUAAGAGAUUUCCGGCGAUCUUCGACUUCUCGGUGGCACUCGGUGA
Caenorhabditis elegans is the source of this 454-nucleotide messenger RNA. NCBI's taxonomy places the organism in Eukaryota, Metazoa, Nematoda, Chromadorea, Rhabditida, Rhabditidae. The record is from the annotation of a RefSeq genome assembly.